Phalacrocorax carbo (great cormorant) is the source of this 1798-nucleotide messenger RNA. The record is from RefSeq and is a predicted model, not a curated record. NCBI's taxonomy places the organism in Eukaryota, Metazoa, Chordata, Aves, Suliformes, Phalacrocoracidae.
UCCGCCCCUGCCUCACCACCACCUCCGGGGUGGCCAGGGACACCCACAACCGUCGCCUUUAACGGUGCCGGUGUCCCCGCGUGUCCCAGGUGAAGGGUGGCUCCACCUCGUCCCUCCCCUCGGCGCCUUCCUGCCUUCCUUGUGCCUGUCACUGGGGAUUAGCACAGGGACAGACCCAGGCUUGGGGACAGGGACAGGGCCACCCGCCACCUCGUCUGGAUGUAGGAGGCCCAGCUGGCCGGGGAGGACCGAGGGUGGCAUCCCCCAUCCCUGUGGUGGGCGAGGACGGGGACCCCCCUGCGCCCCACCAGCCCUUGGGGGCACCAUGAAGGACCGGCUGGAGCAGCUCAAGGCGAAGCAGGACGCGGACGAUGACACCGAGGAGCUGGAAAUUGCCGUGGACAACACGGCGUUCAUGGACGAGUUCUUCUCGGAGAUCGAGGAGACCAGGCAAAACAUUGACAAGAUCUCGGAGAAUGUGGAGGAGGCCAAGAAGCUCUACAGCAUCAUCCUCUCGGCCCCCAUCCCCGAGCAGAAGACCAAAGAUGACCUGGAGCAGCUAACGGCAGAGAUCAAGAAAAUGGCCAACAGUGUCCGCAACAAGCUGAAGAGCAUGGAGAGGAACAUUGAGCAGGAUGAGGCACGGUCCUCCGCCGACCUCCGGAUACGCAAGUCCCAGCACUCGGUCCUGUCCCGCAAGUUCGUUGACGUCAUGACCAAGUACAAUGAGGCACAAGUCGACUUCCGGGAGCGCAGCAAGGGCCGGAUCCAGCGCCAGCUCGAGAUCACCGGCAAGAACACGACGGACGAGGAGCUGGAGGAGAUGCUGGAGAGCGGGAACCCCUCCAUCUUCACCUCAGGGAUCAUGGACUCGCAGAUCUCGAAGCAGGCGCUGAGCGAGAUCGAGGGGCGUCACAAGGACAUCGUGCGGCUGGAGAGCAGCAUCAAGGAGCUCCACGACAUGUUUGUCGACAUCGCCAUGUUGGUGGAGAACCAGGGUGGGCUGCUGGAUAACGUGGAGCAGUACGUGAUGCACACAGCCGAGCACGUGGAGCAGGCAAACCAGCAGACCAAGAAGGCGCUCCAGUACCAGGGUCAGGCGCGCAAGAUGCUUCCGACUGUCCCAGCAGUGACGUCUCCCUGUGGGACCCUCCCUGGCACCGUGGCUCAGCCCCCUCCUCUCCCCACUUCUGGACCCACUGCCCUCAGACCCCUCGAGCCUUCCUCCAUGGAGGGGUCCCAUCACCGGAACCCUUUCCCCUGCUGGACCAUCCCCUGCAGCCCCUGCUGUCCUGCCGCUCCCUGGGGUCUGCCCCUCUUGUCGUCGUGUCCCCUGGGGAAAGGGGGCAGUACUCAACUAUUUAUUUUCCCUUUGCUGAUAAAUCAACUUCUCCUGAUCCCCCCUCUCUUGCUGGGGGGAGCGAGGGGGCGGGUGGCCAUGCUGGCACCGUGACACCGUGGGGAUGUGGCAGCAAGAGGAGAGGAGGUGCCUUGCUCGGGGCAGGUGAGGGCCGGACCCUCACCCACACGGAUGUCCUGGGAGGACAAGGGAUGGGGAUAUGGUCAGGACAGGGGGUUUGGUGGCACCAGCAGCUGCCGGCGGGUCUGGCCAUGCUUUGCUGUCCCCCACGCCACAGCAGACGGAGCCACCGGGGACCCUGUCCCCUCUUGGCCUUGAGGUCCGCAGCUGGCAUGUCCCCUGACGCUGACUGCCCUGGCACCACGGGGAGCUGGGGCGGGAGGACGCGGUGGUUGUGGUUAUUUAAUUCCUAUUACAAUAAAGAUCCCUGCUGAUGCC